Messenger RNA from Lathyrus sativus (Indian pea), 612 nucleotides. Lineage: Eukaryota; Viridiplantae; Streptophyta; Magnoliopsida; Fabales; Fabaceae. The record is from the annotation of a GenBank genome assembly.
AUGAAAAUUUAUGCAGAGAUUGGUUGUUGGAUGUAUGCAAGUGGAAGACAGUUAUCACGCCUAAGAUUAGCAUAUCUAAAAGUAGUUCUAAGCCAAGAGAUAGGAGCUUUUGAUACAGAAUUAACAAGUGGAAAAGUCAUCACUGGAAUAAGCAAGCACAUGAGUGUUAUACAAGAUGCAAUUGGUGAAAAGUUGGGUCACUUUACCUCUAGCUGCGCAACUUUCUUUGCCGAGAUUGUGAUCGCCGCAAUAUCCUGUUGGGAAGUAGCACUUCUGUGUUUAGUGGUUGUCCCUCUUAUUCUCAUAAUUGGAGCAAGUUACACUAAGAAAAUGAACAGAAUCUCGACUACGAAAUUGUUUUACCAUUCUGAAGCCACGUCUAUGAUAGAACAGACCAUAUCACAAAUAAAAACAGUAUAUGCUUUUGUUGGGGAGGGUUUGGCAGUCAAAUCCUUCACAGAGAACAUGGAUAAACAGUAUGUCAUAAGCAAGGGGGAGGCACUUGUGAAGGGAGUUGGAACAGGAAUGUUAUCUCUAGUAGCCUUAUCUAUAACUUCGUUAGCAACAACAACACCAUCCAACAGUUGUCUUCCGGGGACGAAAGUAGAUUGA